Cyprinodon variegatus (sheepshead minnow) is the source of this 2696-nucleotide messenger RNA. RefSeq names its product NFS1 cysteine desulfurase (gene nfs1). The record is from RefSeq and is a predicted model, not a curated record. The transcript is spliced from 13 exons. NCBI's taxonomy places the organism in Eukaryota, Metazoa, Chordata, Actinopteri, Cyprinodontiformes, Cyprinodontidae. The coding region runs from base 226 to 1575 and encodes 449 amino acids. Gene Ontology annotation, biological process: [2Fe-2S] cluster assembly. Gene Ontology annotation, molecular function: cysteine desulfurase activity; pyridoxal phosphate binding. Gene Ontology annotation, cellular component: nucleus; mitochondrion; cytosol.
UUCCAUUACAGCCUGUGUUUGAAAACGUAACAAGCUGUAGGAUAAAUACCAGAGUUUACUCGUAUGUAACCUUUGUUUUAUAGGUUUUUUAAAGUUUUUUUUUUGUCUCACGGGAGUUUCUUUGUUGAACGCAUUUGCAGAACUGUAUUUUCAGAGCGCCGGUUGCUUUCGUCGUGUUAUUUCGUGUUGAAGCGGAGCUUCAGCUGAAAUCAGCCCUCAGACCCGAUGCUCUCCCCAGGCAGGACCAUCUCCUCUCGGCUGCUGAGGCCGGCCUUAUGGCUUCCUUUCCGGCUGUGCCCUGAGCGGACAGCCACCAGCUCCAGGCCGAAAGAGCUGAUCAAGAAGCACGAGUUGGAGAAAGAUGAGCUCCGGCCUCUUUACAUGGACUUCCAGGCCACCACGCCUAUGGACCCUCGUGUGCUGGAUGCCAUGUUGCCAUACCAGGUGAAUUACUAUGGCAACCCUCACUCCAGGACUCAUGCCUAUGGUUGGGAGAGCGAGACUGCCAUGGAGACCGCCAGAAAGCAGGUGGCGGAUCUUAUCGGAGCCGAUCCCAGAGAAAUCAUCUUCACCAGCGGAGCCACCGAGUCCAACAACAUGGCCAUCAAGGGCGUGGCCAGGUUCUACCAGGCCAAGAAGCGUCAUGUGAUCACCACCCAGACUGAACAUAAAUGUGUUUUGGACUCAUGUCGGAUUCUGGAGGCUGAGGGAUUCAGCGUCUCCUACCUGCCUGUCCAGAAGAAUGGACUGCUGGACCUGAAGCUGCUGGAGGACUCCAUCAGCGCAGACACCUCAUUGGUGUCCGUGAUGACCAUCAACAACGAGAUCGGAGUCAAGCAGCCCAUCGAGGAAAUCGGUCAGAUUUGUCGAUCCAAAGGAGUCUUCUUCCACACUGAUGCUGCCCAGGCUGUUGGAAAGAUUCCCCUCAAUGUCUCUGACUGCAAAGUUGACCUGAUGUCCAUUAGUGGUCACAAGAUCUACGGACCCAAAGGUGUGGGUGCUUUGUAUGUGCGACGACGACCUCGGGUUCGUUUGGAGCCGCUGCAGAACGGAGGCGGGCAGGAGAGGGGCCUUCGCUCCGGUACGGUGCCGACCCCGCUGGCCGUCGGGCUGGGCGCAGCCUGCAGCAUUGCUCAGAAGGAGAUGGAGUAUGAUGAACAGAGAGUGACUAUGCUGGCUAACCGUCUGGUCCAGAAGAUCAUGUCUGAGGUUCCUGAUGUUUUCUUGAAUGGAGACCAUGAACAGCGCUACCCUGGGUGCAUUAACCUGUCCUUUGCCUACGUGGAAGGCGAAAGUCUGUUGAUGGCCCUGAAGGAUGUUGCUCUAUCAUCUGGGAGUGCAUGUACAUCAGCUUCUUUAGAGCCGUCUUACGUUCUCAGAGCCAUCGGAGCAGAGGAGGACCUCGCUCACUCUUCCAUCAGGUUUGGCAUUGGCAGGUUCACCACAGAAGAGGAGGUUGAUUACACAGCGGAGAAAUGCAUUCAGCAGGUUCGCCGACUCAGAGAGAUGAGUCCUCUGUGGGAGAUGGUUCAGGAAGGCAUCGACCUGAAGAGCAUCAAGUGGACGCAGCACUAAACCGCGCCCAUUUCCCCGCCUCCUAUUUAGCUGCCGAAAUACGAUUACAGUUCCUGAGAAAUCCUCAGGAUGGUCCAGCUUUUUCUUCCUCUAAACACGCACAAACUUCCUGUCCGACUUGAAGUCUGUUUGUAGCUGAAGUUCUUUGAUUUCAUGCAAACACACCGAGCUGGUCCCUCAGAGAUGUUAACUAUCCACACUUCAGCCUCAGUUGUUUUCAGCAACAAGGCUUUCACAAAAUGUCAACGCAAUAGGAUCUGAGAUGAAGCUGAAAACAGUCUAAAAAAAUCCUAUGAAUGACAAAGGAAACAACAAUGGAGUAAAAUGGCCAGAAUAUGGUGCCUGUGCCAUUUCUGAGUAAGAUUGACGGAGUGGAACGAACCAUUAUAUCAUUUAGAGCAGUUUGAAGCUCAAGGAAAAAUAUAUAUACCUGGCAUGUAUUAUGCCAGCUGUGCUACAGUUAGCGUUAACGUUCGGCUUGUAUAAUCAGACGGAUCAGACCGAAAAUAUCUUUAGUCUUAUUUCCAAGUUAUAUAUGCAAUAUUUGGAUGCAGGUUUACGUCUGUAAUGUCUGUUUUAUUAUGUGAAUUUACUGAGGCUAUCAUCCUGAUGUCCGCUGCUGUCAAAGACUUUUUAGGGUGAAACUCGUUAAUCCAACUUUGUUCUUGUUAAAGUGGUAACAUCUAGAAAAAUUAUCAUUUAAUGAAACAUUAGAAAUAAAAAUGUCAAGCUGCUGUUAACUAAGAACAGUUUCGCUGACCCUGUGGGUUUGAUGCUUCGCCACCAGAUGAUGAUGAUGAUGCUUAGGCAUUACAUUUAAAUGUGAUGGCGGUUGGGAUGAUUCAAAUUAUGAGUGUUUGGAAAUGUUGAUUUCAGGCCGUUACAUCUGUAAACAGGGAUUUGGGUGGGAGUGAGGGACACUUUGAAUUUGACAUUUUUGGGGUUUUUAAUACAGUAAAUGUUAAAAAUUUAUGAAAGGGAGACAGUCCAGUUCAUGGGAUAAAACAUGAAAGUUUAAACUGAAUGCAGAAGGUGUCGGUUUGAUAUAAACUUUUUUUUUUUUUUUUAAGAUUCAACUGAAAGAAUUCAGGCUGUCAUUCAAAUAAACAGAUUAAAGCUCA